Molecule: messenger RNA, 486 nt
Organism: Rhodotorula graminis WP1
Lineage: Eukaryota; Fungi; Basidiomycota; Microbotryomycetes; Sporidiobolales; Sporidiobolaceae
Exons: 2
Biological process (GO): positive regulation of DNA-templated transcription, elongation; positive regulation of transcription by RNA polymerase I
Cellular component (GO): CTDK-1 complex
Source: RefSeq, a predicted model, not a curated record
CAGGUCCGGCUCCAGUUCACCUCGCUCGCCUCUCGGCUCACCUCAUCAGUCGCGAGCGUGUCCAAGGUCGCCUCGUUCGCGCUGCGCCACGCCACCAAGUGCGCCGACGACAUCUGGGACUGCUACCUCGACGAGGUGUCGACCGCGACCCUCAACGCCCGCGUCAACCUCCUCUUCCUCCUCGACUCGCUCCUCGACAAGGAGGGCCCGCGGACCGCAGCGCCGCCCAGGCCACCAACGGGCACCCACACGAGCUACCGCGAGCUCGUAGAGCGCGACUUGGACACGGUCGUCAAGCUCGUCGUGCCCGACUCGCGCGAGGGCGUCCUCAACUGGAUGAGCACGGCGCAGGUCCUGCGCUCGUGGAAGACUCGCCGCCUGCUCGACGCCGACAUCCUCGACCAGGUGUUGGCAGAGCUCGAGGAGCGCAAAGCGAGGUGCGCCCGACUCUCUCCCUUCUCCGGGUCGCACUCGAGCGAUCUCUAA